GUCGGGCUAAGUCAGGCCUGGGACCAGCUAGAUCAGCUGGCUAUGCGUAUGCAGCACAACCUUGAACAACAAAUUCAGGCCCGCAACGUUAGUGGUGUGAGUGAAGAAGCUCUCCGUGAAUUCUCAAUGAUGUUCAAACACUUUGACAAGGACAAGUCUGGUCGCCUUGAUCAUCGAGAAUUCAAGUCAUGCUUGCGAGCAUUAGGCCACGAUUUGAAGUUAGUCGAGGAAAAUCAGGUUGAUCCUGAGUUCGAAAGCAUUCUUUCCGUAGUGGAUCCUAAUCGCGAUGGUUACGUAACUCUACAAGAGUUUAUGGCAUUUAUGAUCAGCAGGGAGACAGAGAACGUCCAAUCCCGAGAUGAAGUGGAAGAGGCAUUUAGGGCUCUUACCAAAGAUGGAAGAGACUAUAUCACGAAAGAGGAACUUUACUCGUUAUUAUUAAACUUUUUCCUCUUCCAACCACAGAAUCUUUCCAAAGAGCAAGCCGAUUUUUGUUCUGACUCUAUGCCUCCAGUAUGCAGCAAAUCCGGCCAACAGAUUAAUGAGGCCUACGAUUAUCAAGCUUUUACUCGGCAGUUAUUCCAGAAAUGA
Protopolystoma xenopodis is the source of this 591-nucleotide messenger RNA. NCBI's taxonomy places the organism in Eukaryota, Metazoa, Platyhelminthes, Monogenea, Polystomatidea, Polystomatidae. The record is from the annotation of a GenBank genome assembly.